GUUUCCACCGGAUGCCUCCCAGAUAUUCGUCCAGAUGAGGUCUUAUUUGCUCAGGGAUAGCAUUGAUCGUUCGCGCUAAUAGCUGAUGCAGAGGGCGGCGCAAGCCCUUCUCGUCGACGCGUCAGCCACAGGGAUGUCUCGCAGGGUGAUGCAACCCCUGCCUGAGUCAGGGGAGGAUAGGGCCCUUGUGGAUUUGUAGGGACAGCCUUGCACUGCGGUCCGGAUACAAGGAGGGAGGCCAAAGGUAUAAAAGCUAAGGCCAGGAAAUGGAGGUGGAAAGCAAACCAACGAAGACAACCUCAGCCUCUUGCCCACCUACUCACAAACACAACUAGUUCUCCGAAAUGUCUCACAAGAAGCCUUUCACUUUGUACACGCACAAGAGCGGCCCCAACGGCUGGAAGGUCGCCAUGCUCCUGGAAGAGCUCGGCCUCGAGUACGAGAGCGUCUACCUGGACUUUAGCGUCGGCGAGCACAAGAAGCCGCCCUACACCGAUCUCAACCCGAACGGACGCACGCCCACCCUCGUGGACCACACGAACGGCGACUUCACCUUGUGGGAGUCGUGCGCGAUCUUGCAGUACCUGGUCGACAAGCACGACAAGGAGGGUAAAUUUGCGCUGAACAACGACAACGACAAGUACACGCAGCUGCAGUGGCUGCUCUUCCAGGCGUCCGGCCAGGGCCCCUACUUCGGACAGGCCGCAUGGUUCAAAUCCCUCCACCCUGAGAAAAUCCCCUCCGCGAUCGAGCGCUACGAGACCGAGAUGAAGCGCGUCGUCGGCGUGCUCGAGUCCGUGCUGCGCAAGCAGGACUGGCUCGUCGGCGGCAAGUUCGGCGUCGCCGACCUCUCCUUCGUCACCUGGCACGUCGGCGGGCUGCGGCGCACGCUGCCGGACUGGGACGUCGCGCGGGCGGCGCCGCACGUGGACGCGUGGGUGAGGCGCAUGCUGGCGCGCCCCGCGAUCGCGAAGGUGUGGGCGGAGCGGAACGUGCGGGCGGCGGAGUUCUUUGCGGGGAACCAUAAGUAAAUCGGUUUGGCGUGCUUAGAGGUCAGCCAAAAAUUGUGUUAGAUUGCUUGAUGUUGGAUACGUUGCUUGUCAGUUUUAUCGAUGUGACGGAGGGACUUGUUUCUUGGUAUAUGAAAUGUGUAUGGUGGAUGGAAUGCUUGUGUUGGGGACCGGAGUUCAU
Molecule: messenger RNA, 1191 nt
Organism: Gloeophyllum trabeum ATCC 11539
Lineage: Eukaryota; Fungi; Basidiomycota; Agaricomycetes; Gloeophyllales; Gloeophyllaceae
Product: glutathione S-transferase
Exons: 7
Coding region: 345-1031 (228 amino acids)
Source: RefSeq, a predicted model, not a curated record